Molecule: messenger RNA, 1125 nt
Organism: Saccharomyces paradoxus
Lineage: Eukaryota; Fungi; Ascomycota; Saccharomycetes; Saccharomycetales; Saccharomycetaceae
Exons: 1
Coding region: 1-1125 (374 amino acids)
Source: RefSeq, a predicted model, not a curated record
AUGUGCGCCAAUAUCCCCGAAUUCGACUCUUUUUACGAAAAUGAAAAUUUAAAUUACAACUUGGAAUCACUCGCACCUUUAAAUUGUGAUGUUAACUCGCCCUUUUUUCCUAUCAAUAACAGUGACAUCAACGUUAAUGCUUAUGGUGACGAAAAUUUAACGUACUCCAACUUUUUAUUGUCUUAUAGCGAUAAGCUGGCUGCUACAACUGAUAAAAGCAAUAGCAUUAAUAAUAGUAAUAUUAAUAAUAAUAGUAAUAAUAAAAAUAAUAAUAAUAAUAAUAAUCUACUCGGUAAUGAUAUCAGCCAGAUGGCUUUUUUGCUCGAUUACCCCUCUACUCUCAACGAACCGCAAUUUUCCGUAAAUUGUAAAGACAUUUACAAAAAGGACAUAUCGACGCCUUCGUCAUUAGUUUCGAGCCUGCCAUCUGCUAAAUUCUCUUUAUCCCUAUCAAAUUCGCCUUCUCCUCCACCACCAUCAUCUUCCUCUUUAAAACAGGAAGAAGCAAUAAUUUCUAAUACCAGCGCGAACAGCGACAUAUUUGCCGAUCCUAAUACAUUCGAAAAGGAUACUUUGCCCCUCACACAAGAACUGACGAUAGAAAACCUAAAUAAUCAAUUAAACUACCCAGAUUUUACGAUAAACACCAUCGAACAAGAUCCAACCCCUUCUUCUUUUUCGUCGUCGUCUUCGUCUUCGUCUUCGGAAUCAACCACCUCUUCCAGCAGGAAGAGGAAGUCCUGUCAUGAUUCAUUUACGCAUUCAUCGCCCUCUUCUUCUGAGUCCAAGAAAAUUUCUGAUUCAAGAUUAUCCGCCGAAGGUUUGGCUAAAGUACUGAAUUUAGAAUCUCCCGAAGAAGCUUUAAAAAGAGAGCGCUUUAUAUUGGGUAUUUUCCAAAACGAACUAAAUUACCCGCUAGGUUACAAGACGUGGAUUAGGGAUACUACAAAAGAGUAUAGGACAAACUUAAUUAACCAACUGCACGAACGAGUAAGGGUAAAGUACCCCGAAUACAACCAGUCCAUACUCGAAACUAUAAUUAGGCGAGGUACCUACUACAUGAUGCAGAGUAGGUUAAGAAGAGAGAGAAGAAUGAAACUCAAAGAACGUAAAAGAACAACCUAA